This is a messenger RNA of Staurois parvus, 849 nucleotides long. The record is from the annotation of a GenBank genome assembly. Lineage: Eukaryota; Metazoa; Chordata; Amphibia; Anura; Ranidae.
AUGUCGUCCGCUCGCUUCGACUCUUCGGACCGCUCGAGCUGGUACUUCGGUCCGGUCUCCCGGCACGAGGCUCAGUCCCGGCUGCAGGGACAGCGGCACGGGGUCUUCCUGGUUCGAGACUCGUCCACCUGCCCCGGAGAUCACGUGCUGUCCGUCUCCGAGAACUCCCGGGUCUCCCACUACAUCAUCAACUCCCUGCCCGGCCGCCGCUACAAGAUCGGGGACCAGGAGUUCGACAACCUGCCUGCACUGCUCGACUUCUACAAGAUCCAUUACCUGGACACCACCACCCUCAUCGAGCCGGCCCCCAGUGCAGGAUCGGCCCCCAAUGUUGUUGCAUCAGAGGAAAACUUGGAAUAUGUACGAACUCUGUAUGACUUCCCUGGAAAUGAUGCGGAGGACCUUCCUUUUAAAAAGGGAGAAAUUUUAAUAAUUGUAGAAAAGCCAGAGGAACAAUGGUGGAGUGCCCGGAACAAAGACGGUCGUGUUGGUAUGAUACCUGUACCCUACGUUGAAAAGCUAGCACGUGUACCAGUUCAUGGCAAAAUGGGAAACAGGAAUUCGAACAGCUAUGGUAUACCAGAGCCCGCACAUGCCUACGCUCAGCCGCAGACUCCCAGCCCGCUCCCUACCUCUGAGAAUGGACCUGUCUAUGCUAAAGCUAUUCAGAAAAGAGUGCCAUGUGCUUAUGACAAAACUGCUCUUGCAUUAGAGGUGGGCGAUGUGGUGAAAGUGACUCGGAUGAAUAUUAAUGGCCAAUGGGAAGGAGAAGUGAAUGGUCGAAAAGGGCUUUUCCCCUUCACACAUGUGAAAAUUAUUGACCCUCAGAAUCCGGAUGAUAAUGAGUGA